GUAAUCUUUCUGAUAUCCGAAUUAUAGAAAAAAUUCUAUCAAUUUUUGUAAAAAAGUAAAGAGAGAUAAAACAAAACACAAGUCUCUCAUAUCACUCCUCAUACCUUAAUGAAUGCGUGAAAUGGGUUUAACAGGAAUUGUUAUAAAGAAACGGAUUCAUGAGGGUUUAAUUCAAUAUUGCUGAAUCAAUUUCCCCUGUGGGGUAUGUUCGGGGUUGGUUCAUUUAUUUUCAAUUUUAAAUAAUGAAAAUAUCAGUCUAGGCUAUAUUUCUGAAAAGGUUCAACAUACUCUUUAUAUAUAUUUCUACCACAGAGAAAUAAAAAAUGCAAGUAUAAAUUCUUUAAUUAGACUUUUUUUUAACUUCAAUAUUAUUGGUUUUGAGGGGUACGAUUAGAAUAGAAGUUAAAAAUUGAAGGAAACCUUAUUUUCUUCCAUUAAAAUGGAUCCGAGAUUAAGUUGAAGGAAUGAUAAAUAUGAAAAUACGGGCCUCUGUUCGUAAAAUUUGUGAAAAAUGUAGAUUGAUCCGUAGACGAGGUAGAAUUCUAGUAAUUUGUUCCAAUCCAAGACAUAAACAAAGACAAGGAUAAGGAUAAUAUUUCCACAAAAGCCACAAGAGAGGGCUUUGAAUUAUAAAGGACUGGGUGCGCAAAUAAAAAAAAAAAUAAAAAAAGAUAUAGAUAUUGAAAUUCAAACUUUUUUUUACAUGAAAACUUAGAAAUUAUAUAAUAUUCUCUAUUAUAUAUGAUAUGAUUUUAUAGUAAUAUUGAUUAUAUAUUAAUAUUUUUGAAUAUGUGAAAAUUUCAAAUUAUUGAAUGAAUAUAGAAAUUCUAUUUCGAAUAUUUCGAAAUUUUCUUAUAUAUAUAAUAUAUAUCAAUGAUUAUAUAUAUAUAGAUUAGAACUAUUCUAAUAGAAUACAAUAUAAAAAAGAGAUAUUAGAUAGAGAGAUUUUGGGGAUCUAAAAUUGGAAAUUCUAUUUUUGUUAGUUGUAUAUUAACACAAAUAGAAUGCCAAUUUUGAGAAUAUUAAUUCUAGUUUCUAAUUAAAAAAAAGAAAUAUAGUAAAACAUCUGUUUUUUUGACAUGAAAUGAAUAUAUCCAUACAUCUCAGACUUCCUUUUAGGUUAUGAGAUAAUAAUUAUGAAAUAAUAAAAAGAUAAUAAGAUAUGGCAAAACCUAUACCCAAAAUUGGUUCGCGUAAAAAUGGACGUAUUGGUUCACGUAAACAUGCUCGUAAAAUACCAAAGGGCGUUAUUCAUGUUCAAGCUAGUUUCAACAAUACCAUUGUCACUGUUACCGAUGUACGGGGUCGGGUAAUUUCGUGGUCCUCCGCAGGUACUUGUGGAUUCAAAGGUACGCGAAGGGGAACACCAUUUGCCGCCCAAACCGCAGCAGGAAAUGUUAUUCGAACAGUAGCGAAUCAAGGCAUGCAACGAGCAGAAGUCAUGAUAAAGGGUCCCGGUCUUGGAAGAGAUGCGGUAUUAAGAGCUAUUCGUAGAAGUGGUAUACUCUUAAAUUUUAUACGGGAUGUAACCCCUAUGCCACAUAAUGGGUGUAGGUCCCCUAAAAAACGACGUGUGUAAUGUAAAACAAAAGAUAAAAAUAGAAAACAUAGAAUAAAUUUCAAGACAAGAGAAAUAAACAAUUCAAGGAUUUGAAAAAAGAA
Arachis duranensis is the source of this 1662-nucleotide messenger RNA. RefSeq names its product 30S ribosomal protein S11, chloroplastic-like. Gene Ontology annotation, molecular function: structural constituent of ribosome; small ribosomal subunit rRNA binding; mRNA 5'-UTR binding. The transcript has a single exon. Gene Ontology annotation, biological process: ribosomal small subunit assembly; translation; maturation of SSU-rRNA from tricistronic rRNA transcript (SSU-rRNA, 5.8S rRNA, LSU-rRNA). NCBI's taxonomy places the organism in Eukaryota, Viridiplantae, Streptophyta, Magnoliopsida, Fabales, Fabaceae. Gene Ontology annotation, cellular component: mitochondrial small ribosomal subunit; ribosome. The record is from RefSeq and is a predicted model, not a curated record. The coding region runs from base 1163 to 1579 and encodes 138 amino acids.